Brassica oleracea var. oleracea is the source of this 779-nucleotide messenger RNA. Its product is annotated as flowering-promoting factor 1-like protein 2. The coding region runs from base 63 to 392 and encodes 109 amino acids. The transcript has a single exon. The record is from RefSeq and is a predicted model, not a curated record. Gene Ontology annotation, biological process: vegetative to reproductive phase transition of meristem; regulation of flower development. NCBI's taxonomy places the organism in Eukaryota, Viridiplantae, Streptophyta, Magnoliopsida, Brassicales, Brassicaceae.
UCGGUCUACUCUCUCUCUCUUUCUUUACACAUAACAAAAGCUAGAACUCUUUUUGUGAGACCAUGUCAGGCGUCUGGGUGUUCAAAAACGGAGUUAUACGUCUAGUAGAAAACCCAUACCAGUCCGGUGGAGUGACGCAUGGCCGGAGGAAUGUCUUGGUUUACUUGCCCACCGGUGAAGUAAUCUCCUCUUACUCGUCACUCGAACAGAUCCUAAUGAGUCUCGGGUGGGAGAGAUACUUCACUGGAGACUCAGAUCUCAUCCAAUACCACAAACGUUCCUCCAUCGACCUUAUCUCCUUACCAAGAGACUUCUCCAAGUUUAACUCUGUUUACAUGUACGACAUCGUCAUCAAGAACCCUAACACCUUCCACGUCCGUGAUUUCCACUGAAAUCUACGUAUUUUAAUUCUCGACGAAUCGGUUUAGUUUGCGUUUGUUUUGUUCCAACCGAGAAAUUCCAGACAUAAACUCAUAUGGAAUCUGAAGUAAUCAUGUCAAAUAACGUACUGGUCAAAAGAGAAGAUGUGUGAGCUGUAGGAAAUUUAUUUUACUAGGACAACUGAUAUUUGUAAAGAAUAAUAAUAACAUAAAUUAAAAUUUCAAUACCGAAAUAUAAAAAUAAAGAAGAAUUGCAGAGUCGAGAUAGUUAAUCUCUUUCCUUAAAUCUUUAAACACCCCGUAGUAUGACGGUUUCAUGGCGCUCAGAUUCCCAGGAUACAACUGCAUCAUUGUUUUUGUUUACCAUCACCGAAAAACAGAAUCUAUCGACCAUAUUUC